AUGCCCCCCAAGAAGCAGGCGCAGGCCGGGGGCAGCAAGAAAGCGGAGCAGAAGAAGAAGGAGAAGAUCAUCGAGGACAAGACUUUUGGUCUAAAGAACAAGAAGGGAGCAAAGCAGCAGAAGUUUAUCAAGGCUGUCACUCAUCAGGUUAAGUUCGGUCAGCAGAAUCCACGCCAGGUAGCACAGAGUGAAGCUGAAAAGAAAUUAAAGAAAGAUGACAAGAAGAAAGAAUUGCAAGAGCUAAAUGAGCUGUUCAAACCUGUAGUUGCUGCUCAAAAAAUAAGUAAAGGUGCCGACCCCAAGUCUGUGGUGUGCGCCUUCUUCAAGCAAGGGCAGUGCACCAAGGGGGACAAGUGCAAGUUCUCCCACGACCUCAGCCUGGAGAGGAAGGGCGAGAAGCGCAGUGUGUACAUCGAUGCCAGAGAUGAAGAACUUGAGAAAGAUACCAUGGAAAACUGGGAUGAGAAAAAGCUGGAAGAAGUGGUGAACAAGAAGCACGGUGAGGCGGAAAAGAAAAAGCCCAAAACGCAAAUAGUGUGCAAGCAUUUCCUUGACGCUAUCGAAAACAACAAAUAUGGCUGGUUCUGGGUGUGCCCCGGAGGGGGCGAUAAUUGUAUGUAUCGCCAUGCACUUCCUCCUGGAUUCGUGUUGAAAAAAGAUAAAAAGAAAGAAGAGAAAGAAGAUGAGAUUUCAUUAGAAGAUCUCAUUGAAAGAGAGCGCGCCGCCCUGGGCCCGAACGUCACCAAGAUCACGCUAGAGUCUUUCCUCGCCUGGAAGAAGAGGAAGAGACAAGAGAAGAUCGACAAGCUGGAGCAGGACAUGGAGAGAAGGAAAGCCGACUUCAAGGCGGGGAAGGCCUUAGUGAUCAGUGGUCGCGAGGUGUUUGAAUUCCGUCCUGAGCUGGUUGACGAUGACGACGAGGAGGCAGACGAUACCCGCUACACGCAGGGAGCCGGCGGGGAUGAGGUGGAUGACUCCGUGAGCAUCAAUGACAUAGAUCUAAGCCUGUACAUCCCGAGAGAUGUGGAGGAGACGGGCAUCACGGUGGCCAGUCUGGAGCGGUUCAGCACGUACACGUCCGACAAGGAUGAAAACAAACUGAGCGAAGCCUCUGGCGGCCAGGCUGAGAACGGCGAGAGGAGCGACGUGGAGGAGGACCUCGGCGGGGAGGGCCAGGAGAAUGGCGUCUGCGAGGCGGUGCCCGUGGACGAGAACCUCUUCACCGGGGAGGACCUGGACGAGCUGGAGGAGGAGCUGAGCACGCUGGACCUGGAGGAGUGA
This is a messenger RNA of Pipistrellus nathusii (Nathusius's pipistrelle), 1281 nucleotides long. The record is from the annotation of a GenBank genome assembly. Lineage: Eukaryota; Metazoa; Chordata; Mammalia; Chiroptera; Vespertilionidae.